Molecule: messenger RNA, 372 nt
Organism: Miscanthus lutarioriparius
Lineage: Eukaryota; Viridiplantae; Streptophyta; Magnoliopsida; Poales; Poaceae
Source: the annotation of a GenBank genome assembly
AUGGCGGAGGCCAUAGCCAUAUCCCUCUCUGCUAAACUCGCCGUGGCGCUGUCCCGCGACGCCGCCGUCGGCCUCGCGCCCCUGUUGGGCAUUGGCUCUAAAAUCUCCGCUACCGUGCGGGACCUCGAUCUCCUCCGCGCCUUCCUCCGGUUCGCCGACUCCUGCCACGGCACGGACGCCCUCGCCGCUGCGUGGGUCAAGCAGGUCCACGACGCUGCCUUCGAGCUGGAGGACGUAGCGGAGGAGUGGUGCUACCUCUCCGGCCACGUCCGCGCACGGGAUUGGGUCCACGUCAGGGCCUGGUUCGCCCUCUUGAAGCGGCUGCGCAAGGCACGGGACAAGCUUUCCCGCCUGUCCGCCGCCAAGGAGUAG